AUGGAAUAUUUGUUGUUCUUUUGGUUUAUCUGUUCAUAUUUUACACGAACAAAUAGUGGAAAUUUUAAUAGCAAUGAAGGAAUAAUUUCGGCAAGGGCUGAACCAAAUUAUCAUUUUCUUGGACGACAAAUACGCGUACGUGAAAAACGUUUAACACGAAAUUAUCAUUCAUCAAUAAAUUCAUUUCCAAAUAUGCUAAUUAAUUCGCUACCAUUAAAUGAACAUAUGAAAAAUGUUAUAACUAACGAACAUAAUCGACUUCGAAAAAUUAUACCAGCAACCGAUAUGCGAUUAAUGUAUUGGUCAGACGAAUUGGAGAUGAGCGCUCAACGACAUGCCAAUAAAUGCGAUUUUCGACAUAGUAAAGAUCGAAUAAAUGUUGGUGAAAAUAUUUGGGCAGCGCCAUAUGCUAAUUAUACGGAAGCAGUAUCACAAUGGUUUAAUGAAGUUUAUGAUUCACGUUGUGAUUGUAAACAUGCUUAUAAACAUUGUUGCGGACAUUAUGUCCAGAUAGUUUGGUCUGAAACAAAUUUAAUUGGUUGCGGAUAUGCAAAAUGUCGUGAUAUUUGGGGUAUACGAAAUCGUGGCCAUCGACAUAUCUUUGUAUGCCAUUACAAUCCUCAAGGAAAUAUUGUUUACGUUACAAGAAAUGGUUUCUUACCUAUGCCAGCAUUUACAUGGGUUGGUGAUAGGCCACGAUGCAGUGAUUGUCCAUCAGAUGCAUCAGCUUGUUCGCAAGGUCUUUGCUUUCCAUCAAUAUUAUCACCGAUAGAAGCUAAUCAUGAUUUGGAUACUAAUAGAGUUGAAUAA
This is a messenger RNA of Cercopithifilaria johnstoni, 810 nucleotides long. The record is from the annotation of a GenBank genome assembly. NCBI's taxonomy places the organism in Eukaryota, Metazoa, Nematoda, Chromadorea, Rhabditida, Onchocercidae.